Penicillium brevicompactum is the source of this 1623-nucleotide messenger RNA. RefSeq lists its product as uncharacterized. The transcript is spliced from 8 exons. The record is from RefSeq and is a predicted model, not a curated record. The coding region runs from base 1 to 1623 and encodes 540 amino acids. NCBI's taxonomy places the organism in Eukaryota, Fungi, Ascomycota, Eurotiomycetes, Eurotiales, Aspergillaceae.
AUGGCUCCUACAUGGCAAGGGAUUGCCGAGGAGAAACAUGCCAGUCGCGACAAGGCCAUCCCAACCGAGUGGCGACUCCCACCAGGCUACGUACCAGACGGCCAGCUCAAUGUGAUGGAUAUACCCGCGGAGUGUGGUCUUUUGACGGAGAGAGAAUUGAGAAUCACGGAGACGGAUCCUGUUGUGUUGGUUGAAAAAAUGAUCAACCGCGACUUCAGUUCUCACGAAGUCACAUUGGCAUUCUGCAAGCGAGCAGCUGUUGCCCAACAGCUCGUGAAUUGCCUCAGUGAGAUCUUUUUUAAUCAAGCGCUCGACGCUGCGCAACGUCUUGACGCCGAAUACGAAGCUCACCGCGCGCCACGCGGUUUACUCCACGGUCUUCCUGUUUCACUCAAAGAUUGCUUCAAAGUCGAAGGUACAGACGCAACUAUCGGAUGCACUGCAUAUGCCCACCUACCUACGAGACUAGACGAAGAGACGGAAAUCACAAGAAUCAUGCGAGAAAGUGGUGCGAUCUUGUUCUGCAAGACAAAUGUCCCAACAGCUAUGAUGGCUGGCGAGUGGUGGUUCGUCGGGGGCGAAAGCGCAUUGCUGGCUCUUCGUGGAUCUCCUCUCGGCGUCGGUACAGAUGUCGGGGGAUCUAUCCGAAUUCCGGCGUCGUUCUGUGGAUUGUACUCUUUGAAGCCGUCCUCUGGCCGUUUUCCCACUUCAGGGCUCAGAGAUAGCAUGGUGGGCCAGAAAGCAGUACCCAACACUGUGGGACCAAUGUCUUGCUCCCUUGCUGGCCUUGAAUUGUGGAGCAGAGCAGUGCUGAAUAGUGAGGCAUGGAUGAGAGCUGAUCCCGAUUGCUUUCCGAUUCCAUACCGUGAAGUAGAGGCCCCGAAGAAACUUUGCUUUGGACUUCUUCUCGAUGAUGGGAUCGUCAAACCACUUCCGCCUGUGACUCGUGCUCUUUUGAUCACCAAGGCAGCACUUGAGGCAGCUGGGCAUACCGUUAUCGAAUUCAGGAUCGAUGAUCCUUUAUACAUAGACCACCUCAAGUUUGCCUUGUACCGCUCUGCCGCGGCGGAUGGGUUGGACAAGAUUUUUUCUCAAACCCAAGAGCCUUGGCCCCGUGGCAUGGAAAUGCUGGAAAGGAUGGUCGAUCAAUCAAAAAAAGAACAGGGUGCAAUAUGUGCCCGCCCCACGGUUUCUGAUCUCUGGGGCGCGCAAGAUAAGACUACACAUUACGCCAAGCGGAUUCUUCAGUCAUGGGUGGCAACCCAAACACGCACAAAUACUGGUAGAGAGAUGGACGCUUUACUGAUGCCAUGUACUGUGUGGCCAGCCUCUGAAAAGUAUGGAUUUAUGUACGAUAAUUAUACGAGUUUAUGGAACGUGCUUGAUUACUAUUCACCCGCCGCCCUGGCUGGGGCUCCUGCUGGUGUGCAACUGGUUGGACGCCGGUGGAAUGAGGAAUACCUUUUGAAGGUCACAAGGAUCGUCCGCGCGAUACGGCCUGCUUUUACGCUGCAUUCCGGACGUAUCGUGCAGAUGAAUGUUUGGAAAUCCGGAGGUCCGCAAGUGCCGAUCUUGAAGGCCGCGGAUACCGAGCUUUUGGUCGCGAUUACCGAGUCUGUGUGA